This is a messenger RNA of Pogoniulus pusillus (Red-fronted tinkerbird), 2087 nucleotides long. It is a transcript of the gene TFDP2, whose product is annotated as transcription factor Dp-2. Gene Ontology annotation, molecular function: RNA polymerase II transcription regulatory region sequence-specific DNA binding; DNA-binding transcription factor activity, RNA polymerase II-specific. The record is from RefSeq and is a predicted model, not a curated record. Gene Ontology annotation, biological process: regulation of transcription by RNA polymerase II; regulation of cell cycle. Bases 192 to 1529 code for a protein of 445 amino acids. The transcript is spliced from 13 exons. Lineage: Eukaryota; Metazoa; Chordata; Aves; Piciformes; Lybiidae. Gene Ontology annotation, cellular component: nucleus; transcription regulator complex.
GGCGGAGCGCGGCGGAGCGGCUGGCGCCGGGCCGCGGCCGCGGGGAGGGGACCGUCGACGCCUCGUUGCCUGAGCUGCCGCGUUCCCUUUCUUGCCGCUGCCAGGCCUGCAGGAUGUUCAUUUUAAAGAUUCUGUGAAGAUGCAGAGAGAAGUCUUAUGGUGUUACAGAAUAUAAAGCAAUAUUGUCUGACAUGACGGCAAAAAAUGUUGGUGUGACUUCCACAAAUGGAGACUUUAAAGGAUUUAUAGAUCAGAACCAGAGUCCAACAAAAGGUAAUAUUUCAAUAAUCACGAUACCAGUUUCCAGCACCAACUCCCCAACCAAGAUUUUGCCAAAAACUUUAGGACCAAUCAAUGUGAAUGUUGGACCCCAAAUGAUCAUAAGCGCAUCACAAAGACUGACCAAUUCGGGGAGUGUUCUGAUUGGGAAUCCGUAUAACCCAGCUCCAACAAUGGUCACACAGACACACAUCGUGGAAACUUCUGGCUGGGUCCCAGGGAACAGAAAGCGGACCCAAGAAUUUAUAGAAUCAGAUCUUUCAGAAACUAAGAGAAGCAAAAAAGGAGAUAAAAAUGGAAAAGGUCUGAGGCAUUUUUCAAUGAAAGUGUGUGAAAAAGUUCAGCUUAAAGGAACAACUUCAUACAAUGAAGUCGCUGAUGAGCUGGUAUCAGAAUUCACAAACAGCCAUCUAGCAACAGAUUCGCAAGUUUAUGAUCAGAAAAAUAUUAGACGGAGAGUUUACGAUGCCCUUAAUGUCCUGAUGGCAAUGAACAUCAUUUCCAAGGAGAAGAAGGAAAUCAGAUGGAUUGGCCUUCCUACAAAUUCAGCUCAGGAGUGUCAGAAUCUAGAGAUAGAGAAACAGAAGCGGAUCGAAAGGAUAAAACAGAAGCGAGCCCAACUACAAGAACUGCUGCUGCAGCAAAUAGCAUUCAAAACCUUGGUACAAAGAAAUCAGCAAAAUGAACAGCAGAAUCGAGGACCUCCAGCUCUGAACUCAACCAUACAGCUGCCUUUCUUAAUAGUCAACACUAGCAAAAGAACAAUUAUAGACUGCAGCAUAUCAAGUGAUAAAUUUGAAUACCUCUUUAACUUUGAUAACACUUUUGAGAUUCACGAUGACAGCGAGGUGCUAAAAAGAAUGGGAAUGUCCUUUGGGCUUGAGGUGGGCAGAUGCUCAGCUGAGGACCUAAGAACUGCAAAAUCACUGGUGCCAAAAGCCUUGGAAGGCUACAUCACAGAUAUGUCUACAGAAUUGUCAUGGAUAAACCAAGGCUUACUCUCAAGUUCAGCACAAGCUGUUUCACGUUUAGAUGUAGCAGGAGGUGCUUCUGAUGCUAAAUCAAGUGAGAAUCCAGGGCUGUGUUUGGAUGCUGAAGUGGCCUUAGCAACUGGGAAGUUUCUUGCCCCUAGCAAUCAACAGUCCAGCAGUGCAACGUCACACUACUCUGAAUCACGGGGAGCAACUCCAUGCUCAUUCAAUGAUGAAGAUGAAGAGGAUGAAGAUGAAGAUUCUUCCUCCCCAGAAUAAGGAUGGUAGAUAACAGAAUGUACAAAAUGCUGCUUGGAAAUACUCUCAGUGGGAUCUCCUGUUUGGAUUUUACUUAAGUUUGUAGCCUUGGUUUGCACUGUGUUCAGUGAUGCAAAAUGGAAACUCCCAAACAAGUUCACCCACUGCUGAAAAUGAAAACUUGGGAUGAUUGAACACAGUGUGGUGUAGACACAGAGCAAAGUGGCUUUUGUCAGCCAUACCCAAGGGAAAGAAGAAACUCUCUGGAGGGUUUGCAAAGUAAACAUCAAGUUCACGUUUUCCCUAUUGGGACGUUCUGUUUUAAAUUUCUUUCUUCCCCUUAUCUUUACCAGAUGGAGAAGGAAAGAAUCAACAAAUGCCAGUUCUUGCAUUGUCUGCAGGCUAUGCUAGCUCUAGAAAAGGGGGGAGAGAGCAUGUGCAGACAUGCUGCUGUAGCUAUUUUAUCUUGUGAACUUUGUUGUAGGGAAAAGGGGCUGUUAGAAUGUUUACUUUUUUUCCUGUUCAAUUUGCUGUAUAGAAGAUUCUUCAAGUAAUAUAAAUUGCAAGUGAUUAAAUGAA